AUGGAAAAUAACACAAUCUAGAAUGGUAUUCACUUAGAGUGUCAGUUUGAGGUUAAGAUACAAUAACAAAUUUAAAUGACAUAAUAAAAGAACUCAGUACUGCUCAAAGAAGUCACUGAAAGACUCUAAGAAAAGUAAUACUAGGCCACUCUUGGAAUUGGCAACAUUUUCUAUGCUGUAGUUGGAUUCAUAUUUUAGUACCAAAGCGAGAGUUUGCUAACUCUGACUAUUCCAAACAUCCUCUUUUACUUGAUUUUAAUUUAUUAUAUUCUUUACUCUUAUCGUGUAAUCUCUUAAUACCUAAUAAUUAUGAAUGUACAUGAGGAAAUAUCUAAAGAUAAUGUACUUUCUUUCUCAAUAGACUUGGAAAUAAAUAAAGAAAGUGACAUUAAAAAGAGCUUUUAAAAUACUCUACUUGAUAGAAUAACUUUUAACAAUACACUUUACGGAUUGUUUGGAUUUUCUAUUUUUGCUUUUCAUUUUAUCUACAUUUUCUUCUUGUGCAGUGAUGACUCUUAAUCUAUACUCUUCUUGGCAAUAAUAUUCACAGGAUACUAUAUUAAUAUAUUCAUCUAUGCCGUUUUACUUGCUAUUUCUACAAUCAAGAAACUCAUUAAAAGAUUUAAAAAAGUUGAAAAAAGUGAAACCUUGUGUCAGAGCAUAAUCUAAAAUGACUAAUGCUGCAUUUGUAUGGACUCUUUCAAAAAAGGAGAGGUUUUAUAACAAUACAGCUGCUGUAACAACAUAUUUCAUACUAAUUGCAUCCUUAAUUGGAAGCAAGUUAGCAAUACUUGUCCUCUUUGCAGACAAAAUAUUUGA
This is a messenger RNA of Tetrahymena thermophila SB210, 819 nucleotides long. Its product is annotated as RING finger protein. NCBI's taxonomy places the organism in Eukaryota, Ciliophora, Oligohymenophorea, Hymenostomatida, Tetrahymenidae. The record is from RefSeq and is a predicted model, not a curated record. The transcript has a single exon.